AUGGCACCAACUUCUUUCCCUCUCUUUCCAAAGCUCCCCACCGAACUUCGCUUGAUGAUCUGGGAGCACGCCCUUCCUGCUCCCAUCGAGGAACAACCUCUUUACUUUUAUAAUCAGACGCGCUGGACUUGUGGUGUCUGCGAGCACGACAUCAUCACCGACGAAAAACGAUAUGUUAAUUUCCAGCACGGCCAAGUGGCCCCUCUCCAGAUCAAUAUUCCGCUCUACUUCGUCAAUCGUGAGGCUCACAAAAUCGCUUUAUCAUGGGGAGUCCAGCAAGGCCUCGAUCUUUGGCCAUGCCAGAGUCAAGAACGGACUACCACUUUCGCCCGCCUCUUCAACCCGGAAACAGACAUACUCUAUGUAGCAGCAAGAUACUGGAGUGAGUUCUGGUACGAGGAUUUGAAGACAAUUCGGAGGUUACCUCAGCUGCUCCACAAGCCCGUCAUACAUCCACCCUUGAAGUAUCUUGCAUUGUCCGCAAAGAUACUUCGGGAGAGACCGCAGCAUUUUGGGUAUAUGCUUGCACGGUAUCGGAAUCUGCAGAAGGUGUUUAUAGUC
Messenger RNA from Aspergillus homomorphus CBS 101889, 561 nucleotides. RefSeq names its product 2EXR domain-containing protein. The transcript has a single exon. The annotation marks the transcript as partial. The record is from RefSeq and is a predicted model, not a curated record. NCBI's taxonomy places the organism in Eukaryota, Fungi, Ascomycota, Eurotiomycetes, Eurotiales, Aspergillaceae.